AGAAGUAGUCUCCUUUUAAAGAAAAGUAGAGUUAAUUUCUUCAAGCUUGUAUCAUUAAAAAGAAUUUAAAGCGAGCGAUGGUAAGAAAGAGUGUGAUCCUAGGAUUUUUACUUACUGUUUUAACGACAGUAAUAAAAGCUGAGGAUCCUUACUUAUUUUUUACGUGGAAAGUAACGUAUGGCAGGAUUUCACCCCUCGGAAUUCCUCAGAAAGCUAUUAUGAUCAACGAUAAAUUUCCCGGCCCCAAUCUUAACACAACUACCAACAAUAACAUCGUCAUUAAUGUCAUCAACAAUCUCGACGAGCCUUUCCUCUUCACGUGGAGCGGAAUGCAACAUAGGAAGAAUUCUUGGCAAGACGGCAUGCCGGGAACAACAUGUCCCAUCCCGCCGGGUAAAAACUUUACGUACCAUUUCCAAGCUAAGGACCAGAUCGGUAGUUACUUCUACUACCCAAGUUUAGGUCUUCAACGUGCGGCCGGUGGAUUCGGUGGCCUCCGAAUCAACAGUAGAGCGCUCAUUCCUGUGCCAUAUGCUGAUCCUGAGGAUGACUACACCGUUCUUAUAGGCGAUUGGUACACUAAAACACAUGUAGCUCUAAAGGACAAUCUUGAUAGCGGUCGGUCAAUCGGGCGGCCUGAAGGAGUUUUGAUCAAUGGGAAAGCAGGAAAACCGGAUGGAACCGGUGAACCGAUUUUCACGAUGAAACCUGGAAAAACAUACAAAUAUAGGAUUUGCAAUGUGGGUUUGAAGAUGGCGUUAAAUUUUAGGAUUCAGAACCAUAAGAUAAAGCUUGUGGAGUUAGAAGGAUCUCACACUCUGCAAAACUUAUAUGACUCACUU
This is a messenger RNA of Brassica oleracea var. oleracea, 842 nucleotides long. RefSeq names its product L-ascorbate oxidase homolog. The transcript has 2 exons. The record is from RefSeq and is a predicted model, not a curated record. Lineage: Eukaryota; Viridiplantae; Streptophyta; Magnoliopsida; Brassicales; Brassicaceae. Gene Ontology annotation, molecular function: oxidoreductase activity; copper ion binding. The annotation marks the transcript as partial.